GACUUCUUCCUCCCUGGCGCCUAUAUUGUGUGCUGUUUCUGUCUCUAGAAUGGACAUCUCCGGGGCAGUCAGAGAUAAAACCUACCGAUAUCUGAUGGCGCAGAGCCACUCCUCUUUACCCAAUCCCUCCCCCCUUUCUGACUCUCAUGGACAGCCCUAUUACCCAGGAUUUGUGGCUACGAGGUGAUAUCAUCUGUAGCAAGGAGAUCCUUCAAGUCAGAGUCAUUGCGAAUUCCCUCCAGCUUCACAUCCAGAAUACUUUUGACAAGGCAUGCGCCGACCAAGAAUUAAUCAAAUGGGUAUUACGCGUCGAAAUGCUUUUGGAUAAAAUUCCAAGCUUGGAAGCCAAUGCUAACACCCGGAUGGAGUGGUACACAAGUAUAUACCAGCAGUUUAAGGAAGCCCUUUCGCAUACACCGCUCCGUGGUGAGCUUUCGUUGAUCAAUGCGCGGUUGCAGAAGAUUCAAGAUGGCGCGGACAGAGAAUCUGAUCAGAGAAUGAUCGACAAUCUAGCUAACGCUGGUAACAUCCCCACCUCAGGACAGUUUCCUGGCUACGCAUUUUCUGUAGAUUUUAGCAAUACUGGAGGAAGAAGCAUUUUCCUGCCAACAUCAAACUACAACACGUCGUCUUCAUCCUUGGCUGGCCCUGCCAGGGGCUUAAACCAUCAAGAUCAAGCAUGGCUGCGAGAAAGCGUUCGUAUCCGACAAGGCGGCUACACUCCGAGUCAGCCAUACAUUUACGCGAGCUUCCAUGACCAUCUCUGUAGAUGCCACAGGGAUGACGAGUCCUCCCAGACAACUCAAUACGGGAGCUACUAAUGCUCUGAUGCUCUUCCCGUUAUUAGGCCUGAAACUUGAAGAAAGGAUUAAGACUAAGUGAAUGAUGGAUGCAUUAUGAAUAAUGUUUAAUUUUGGGUCUCUUUGCCGUGGCGUUUGUGUAAUCUGUCUUCGAUGUUAC
This is a messenger RNA of Guyanagaster necrorhizus, 960 nucleotides long. RefSeq lists its product as uncharacterized. The record is from RefSeq and is a predicted model, not a curated record. The coding region runs from base 147 to 821 and encodes 224 amino acids. NCBI's taxonomy places the organism in Eukaryota, Fungi, Basidiomycota, Agaricomycetes, Agaricales, Physalacriaceae. The transcript is spliced from 5 exons.